Messenger RNA from Pygocentrus nattereri (red-bellied piranha), 1250 nucleotides. It is a transcript of the gene cldn15la, whose product is annotated as claudin 15-like a. The transcript is spliced from 5 exons. The record is from RefSeq and is a predicted model, not a curated record. Gene Ontology annotation, cellular component: bicellular tight junction; plasma membrane. Lineage: Eukaryota; Metazoa; Chordata; Actinopteri; Characiformes; Serrasalmidae. The coding region runs from base 178 to 834 and encodes 218 amino acids. Gene Ontology annotation, molecular function: structural molecule activity. Gene Ontology annotation, biological process: cell adhesion; bicellular tight junction assembly.
AAGGGACAUUCAUACUCAGAGAUCAGUUGCAGACGGAGGAUCCCUGAGGAUAUUGUUUCUCAUCUAUCGCUCCAUUUCAGCGCUUCACGUCCAGGAGAUCAGAAUCUACCAACUGUUUGAGCUUCAGAAAGCAGCUCCUUGCUAACUUGGUGCUUUGAGAGAAUCUUUGGUGAGAAAAUGGCGAUGGCGUUGGAGGUGACCGGGUUUUUGUUGGGCGUUGCCUCCUGGUUGGUUACAGGCACCUCUCUAGCCAACGAUUACUGGAAGGUGUCUUCUUUCUCUGGCAGCGUGAUCAUCUCCAACCGUCAGUAUGAGAACCUCUGGCACUCGUGUGCUGAAGAUAGCAGUGGAAUCGCAGAGUGCCGAGACUUUGAAUCCUUGCUGGCCUUGCCAGUGUUUGUGCAGGUGUGUCGAGCUCUGAUGAUCGUGGCCCUCAUCCUGGGCCUUCUCUCCAUGAUUACGUCCAUCUUGGGACUCAAGUGCAUUCAAUUCGGCAGCACCAACGACCAGACCAAGGCCAAAAUCACUGUAACAGGUGGCAUUCUCUUCAUCCUCGCAGCUCUCUGCACGAUGACGGCCGUCUCCUGGUACGCUGCCCGAGUAGUGCAAGACUUUAGCAACCCGCUAUAUGGAGGAAUAAAGUUUGAGCUGGGUGCUGGUCUGUAUCUGGGCUGGGCUGGAGCCUGUUUGUCUCUGCUUGGAGGAGGUCUGCUCUGCUGUGCCUGCAAAGAAGUGUCUGCAAACCAAUCAAAAGGAGCAUAUUACACGGCCAGCCAAGGCCAGAAGAUCCACAAACCCGUGUCCGACACAGAGACGGCCAGAGCCUACGUUUAAACUCCCAGUUUUCACCCAGACUUCCUUUAUUGUCGUUACUCUGUUGUUUGUUUCAACCCUUUAAACCGCAGACUCAUCAUUUAGUCAUUAAUGUUGGGGCUCAUUAUCCGGUAACUACAGUAACUACCAUGAAACUACUUUGCAAAAUAUGUAGUUUUGGGUGAGGAAUUGCAGUGUGGAGUUUAAGGAGUUAACCCAUUGGUUUUUUUCUACUUUUUAUCUUGUUUUUUUAAUAUUGGGUUGACAAUAAAUGUGAAAAUAAUUCACAAAUUCACAGAAUCUUGUACUGAUGUAGAAUAUCAUGUAAUUUGAUUGCUGUGAUUACUUUGUAUCAUGUUUUUUUUUUUUAAGAGAUGUGAGACCACUUUUUUGUAAGCAGGGUUUCCUCAGGUUCAAUAAAACUGCCUUUGAUGGAC